AUGAGUGAACUUCUCAGCUCUAGUGGGUUCACUUUGCAUAACACUUGCAUAAUUGAAGUUGAGAUAUCAGUCAGCCAUUCAGAAGAUGAGAAACAAAUUGAUCAUGUGCAAGUUUGUGAUGAGCUCAUUGAUUUCAGAGGUUUAGGGAAAAUAGAGAAAGCUUUUGUGCCACUGCUAGAGCAAGUUUGUACAUGGUAUCCCUCACUGGUUGAGUGCCAGCAGAAGAGAAGUCCUAGGUUCAGAGAAUGGGCAUUCACUACACUUGGCGAGGUUCUACACUUUCUGAAAACUAAGAAGGUGAAAGAUAUGAAUGAAGAUUUAUGUAAUCAUCUUCAGAGAUUGUGGGAGGAGCUGGAGACAUUUAAAUUUGAUUUGUCCUGGCUGGAACCUCAUUUGGAACAUGCUUUAAACAUGAAAAGUUAUAUAAGCAGAGCUGAAGAGGUGAAAAAGAUGAAGGAGAAUGCAGCUGCUCUAGAAAUGGAACUUGAAAAAGCAAGGAGAGACUUGGUGAGAGCAGAAGAAGGCAUUGAAUAG
Messenger RNA from Lotus japonicus, 534 nucleotides. RefSeq lists its product as uncharacterized. The transcript has a single exon. The coding region runs from base 1 to 534 and encodes 177 amino acids. The record is from RefSeq and is a predicted model, not a curated record. NCBI's taxonomy places the organism in Eukaryota, Viridiplantae, Streptophyta, Magnoliopsida, Fabales, Fabaceae.